AUGCAAGUAAAAGUCGGAAACAUUGGAUGUAUGAUGUAUGCCCAAGUGUUGCGACAAGUCAAUUUUGUUGGAAAUACUCUCGGCGUUCAGAAAGACCUCGUUGCUUUCCAAUUAGCUGGAUUUCGCAAUUGCACCUUUGUUUACUGUGAGGUUUCAGAGAAUAAGGAUCUUUCCUCAAUGCUUCUCAAAGCUUUGGAAGGUGCCAUUAUACUGGAAUCUUUCCUUAAGACAACCGUAGAUGUCUUCACUUUGGUGUUGGAGUCAGUUGGAAGUAUGCUUCAUCUUCUGGUUGUUGAAUUGUAUGGCAUGGUUGCCUCUGUUUCUAUUGUAUGA
Messenger RNA from Fraxinus pennsylvanica, 333 nucleotides. NCBI's taxonomy places the organism in Eukaryota, Viridiplantae, Streptophyta, Magnoliopsida, Lamiales, Oleaceae. The record is from the annotation of a GenBank genome assembly.